CCACAGCACCACCCGGGACUAUUUGCACACAGACGCCUGUAGCGUGUCGAGGUACGCGGAGUUGUGUGUGACUACCAGCCGGAUCGAUUCCCCAGCAAUUAGUCACCUCCAAUUAGUUCCCAUUAAUCAGCCAGCCUGCCAGUCAGACUGUCACUCGGUAUUCAUCUGCUGCUGCUUUCUCCACGGACAACAACAGCUGGGAUGUGUGAGUAGAAAGCCCGCCAGGCUCACCUACAGCACCCAGAGGUGUCUCUAAACAUGGACACGAUAGGAGUGUCAUUUUUGGACCCUUUGGAUGAUUACGAGUUAAUUCACCGGAUUGGGUGCGGCACCUACGGAGAUGUUUUCAAGGCUCGUAACAUCAGGACGUCUGAACUGGCAGCUAUCAAGAUUGUCAAGCUCGACCCUGGUGAUGACAUCACGGCCAUCCAGCAGGAGAUCACCAUGAUGAAGGAGUGCAAGCACAAAAACAUCGUGGCCUACUUCGGCAGCUACCACAGGAACACCAAGCUGUGGAUCUGCAUGGAGUACUGCGGUGGGGGGUCACUUCAGGAUAUUUACCACGUGACGGGCCCAUUAAAGGAGAAGCAGAUAGCAUACGUGUGCAGAGAAACCCUCCAGGGUUUGUAUCACCUGCACGAAACUGGCAAAAUGCAUAGAGACAUAAAGGGAGCCAACAUCCUUUUGACAGAGAGAGGAGAUGUGAAACUGGCUGAUUUUGGAGUGGCAGCAGAGAUCAGUGCCUCCGUUGCCAAAAGGAAGUCUUUUAUAGGAACUCCUUACUGGAUGGCUCCAGAGGUGGCUGCAGUUGAGAAGAAGGGUGGGUACAACCACCUGUGUGAUAUCUGGGCUGUCGGCAUCACCGCCAUCGAGCUGGCUGAGCUCCAACCACCCAUGUUUGACCUCCACCCAAUGAGAGCGCUGAUGUUGAUGUCCAAGAGCAACUUCCAGCCUCCCAGACUAAAGGACAAAACCAAAUGGUCAAUAGGUUUCCAAAGCUUCGUGAAGAUGUCUCUCAUUAAAAGCACUCGUAAAAGGCCCUCAGCCGAGACACUGCUGCAGCACCCGUUUGUGACCCAGCUCCUGACUCGCAACUUGGUCAUUGAGCUGCUGGACAUGGCCAACAACCCUGAGCUCCACACCACCCACACACACAGCAUGGACGACAACGAGCUAGAGGUUGGGGAAGUGGCUCCUGACAAGAUUCAGUCAGCAGGGAAACACCUGCCUGUGGAAAGAACCUUGUCUGAAGAACAAUUUGACCAAGUGAAGUUUGGGCCUCCAAUGAGGAAAGUCACUGAGCCCUAUCCUAAUUUGCCGGGCUCUUAUGAUGACGACUGGAGUCUGUCUGGAGAUGAAGACAAUUCACCGAGCCUGUUGGAAUGUGUGGAGCAAGCUCUGCAGCUGAGGAGUUUAACCAUCAGGAGGGCGCCAUCUACUGAUGGAGGUAGGAAGAGUGGUUUGUAUGGUCCGUCUACAGCCUCCCUGCCAGCCUUCAGCUCUUUAAGCCCCAACACAGAGGACAGUGACCUGACAGUGAGACCCAGCUGCACACUGCGCCCCGACGCUGCCAUCACUGCUGACUCCACCUCCACUACGGCGUUGGCAAGGUGCUCAGCGACACAGGACAUCAGACAGCGCUGCAGUGAUCCAAGUCUGCUUGUGGGGGAUGCUGCAACAGAAGGGGAGAAGAGGAAAAUCGCCACGGUUUCCUCUCCAAAAAGAGAGACACCCCUAUCACCUGAAUGGAGCACGCUGAGGAAAAAGACGGAGGAUGACAGGGCUGAUUGUCAUGGACUUCCUCCUACCCCUCAAGUCCAUAUGGGAGCCUGCUUCUCCAAAGUCUUCAACGGUUGUCCUCUUAAAAUCAACUGUGCUGUCACAUGGAUUUUACCCAAGACAAGAGAUCAGUACCUUAUUCUUGGUGCAGAGGAGGGAAUCUACACACUGAACCUUAAUGAGCUUCAUGAAGAUACACUAGAGAAGCUGCUCCCUCAGCGAUGCACAUGGCUGUAUGUUAUGAACAACGUGCUGAUGUCUGUAUCAGGGAAGUCUUCCCAGCUGUAUUCCCACAGUCUGCCGGCUCUGUUUGAACAGAGAGGACAUCUGCAGAAGAAACAGAGCAGUUUGUCACUCAACACCAGCCGCUUCAGUGAGAGGAUCAGCUCCAGCCAAAGAAAGUUUGCCAUAUCUGUGAAGAUCCCUGAUACUAAAGGAUGUAGGAGAUGUAGUGUAGCAAGAAACCCAUACACAGACAGCACAUUUCUUUGUGGCGCAGUUCCAUCUGGCCUGGUUCUUCUAUUGUGGUAUGAGCCUCUGCAGAAGUUCAUGCAUCUAAAGCAUAUAGCGAUGAAGCUACCUGACUCUCUGCCAAUAUUUGAGCUGCUGGUGUUGGUGUCGGACGAGUUUCCUCAGCUGUGUGUUGGGGUGAGAGACUGUAGUAACGGGAAACACCCAAACAGCCAACAGCUCAAGUUUGAUAUUAUAGAGCUGAACAGCACGCCUAUUUCAGCACCAGAUAGUGGAGCACUCAUGGCAGUACAGGUAACACAAAUGGACAGGGACACUGUUCUCAUCGCAUUAGAAAAAACUGUUAGGAUAGUGAACCUCCGAGGGCAUCCAUCAAAAGAGCUGGCUGCAGAGAUGAUCUUUGACUUCCCCAUUGAAACUCUAGUCUGUUUACAGGACAGUGUGCUGGCUUUCUGGAAGCACGGCCUUAAAGGAAAGAGUUUUCAUUCAAAUGAGGUGACGCAGGAAAUUACAGAUGAGAGUCGAGAAUUUAGAGUUCUGGGAACAAACAGGGACAUCAUCCUUCAGAGCACACCACCAGAUGACCCCUCAGCACUAAGCAAUCUGUACAUCCUGACUGGACAUGAGAGCAGCUACUGAGAGAAAAAUGGGUCAACAGCUUCAACACUCACAUUGAAGAGAAAUGCCGAUCCGUUCAAUGACACCAGCACCAACUGAUCACAACAACUCUCUGCUGUGAGUGACAAAUGUCAGUGUGGAAUUCAGUUCACCCAUCCAGAGUCAAACUUUAAGUUGUCGGGCAACACAUGUAUAAGAGAGACUUGCUAAGUGGGUUUCUAACUCUUGUGUUUGCAGAUUUAAAGCUACAAGAUUUUCAUGUAAAAACAAUUUAUCAUAUCGGCUUAAAUCCCAGUGUGACUGCAGCUAAUAUACAUGCUAUAGAUCUACUGUUGUCAGUAUGGAAUAUGUAGAACAAUGUGUACAUAACAUCUGUGACCGCACAUCUGCAGACUCUUGUCAAUCAAACUUGUUUCCAUUGGUUGAACUGCAGCUGAAGACUGUUGGACUUUGGCUUCACUACUCAGCCAUAGGUGUGAGUAUAUGUACACUGACAGUGGUACCCAAGACCAUGUCAUUCUGAUAAUUACAUUUAAAUGUAUUUUGAGGAUUGUAGAAUGUGCUUUUACAUUAUGUGCCACCGUGUUGAGAGAGCGCCAGGGCUAAGAAAUCGUGAAUAUUUCUGAAUAUGAAGGGUCCUUUCAUUGCAGUCAGUCACCCAUUGGUGCCAAACACCGCUUUACAAGUGACUCUGUCCCUCCUCCAUCUGCUUUAUUAUUAAUUAAACUUAAACAUAGGCUAAAUGUACAUUUGGUUACAUGAGGUGCCAUAGAAACGGAAUGCAAUUAAAGUGUGCUUCUACCAGUUUGACUAAAAUGUAAAUUCCACUACAUUAGAGUUUUGUGUGUAAUGAUAUUUGUUAUUUAUGGAAAGGGAACUGUACAAGUAACACUCAGCUUUCCCUGAGAGAUACUUGAAAGACACAAUAUGCAUAUGGAUAUUUGUUUUUUAAGAUGUUUUUAUUGUUAUUGUUUAUACAUUUUAAGUAUAUAACAAUAGAGUAUGCUCUUGUGGUAUGGAGGGGUUGUAAUAUGAGCAAUAAAGAUUUUAAUAUCCUUUGAA
Messenger RNA from Cottoperca gobio, 3930 nucleotides. It is a transcript of the gene map4k2, whose product is annotated as mitogen-activated protein kinase kinase kinase kinase 2. The coding region runs from base 259 to 2889 and encodes 876 amino acids. Gene Ontology annotation, biological process: intracellular signal transduction; protein phosphorylation. Gene Ontology annotation, molecular function: MAP kinase kinase kinase kinase activity; ATP binding. The transcript has 32 exons. The record is from RefSeq and is a predicted model, not a curated record. Gene Ontology annotation, cellular component: cytoplasm. Lineage: Eukaryota; Metazoa; Chordata; Actinopteri; Perciformes; Bovichtidae.